Molecule: messenger RNA, 957 nt
Organism: Trifolium pratense (red clover)
Lineage: Eukaryota; Viridiplantae; Streptophyta; Magnoliopsida; Fabales; Fabaceae
Exons: 1
Coding region: 1-957 (318 amino acids)
Biological process (GO): positive regulation of proteasomal ubiquitin-dependent protein catabolic process; protein polyubiquitination; ubiquitin-dependent protein catabolic process
Cellular component (GO): cytoplasm; ubiquitin ligase complex
Molecular function (GO): ubiquitin conjugating enzyme binding; ubiquitin protein ligase activity; zinc ion binding
Source: RefSeq, a predicted model, not a curated record
AUGAAACUCCCAAACUCCAUAAACCAAGCAGCUAACAAAUUUGUUGCAAACGUGGAAAAUCUGUUUUCGUUACGUAAUGAUCAAGAAAAGAAAAUGAAUUCAAAAAUUCCCCUCUUGAGUGAUCAAUAUAUGUGGGGGAAUUGUCCGAAUUGUUGGGUUUCUUUGAGGAAUGAUAAGAUUAAAACCGUAACCACUGCCGAGUGCCCGUGUUGUCACCGGUUAUUCUGCCCAGAAUGUAAAGAUCCAUGGUACGGAAGACAUAAGUGUCAACCAUUCCAAGAAAGAGAAAACAUGCUUGAUAUUGAUGAUGAAAAGAAGUCGGGAAUUCUCUACUCCGGUGAUAAUGAUGAAAUGUGGUUGAAUUGUCCGUUCAAUGAUUGUUCAGCUUGGUUGUUAAAAGAAGAGAUUAAAAUAGUGACUAAUGCCAAUUGUCCAUGUUGUCAUAGACGUUUUUGCACACAUUGUAAAAUUUUGUGGCGUUCGGGACAUAAUUGUCAACGAUUUCAACAAAGACAAAAAAGACUUUCAACGAUGAGAAAAUCUUUCUUUCAAGAUUGCGCCAAUGAAAAGAAGAAGCAAAAAGUUACAUUCGCCAUUAAUCAAAAUUCGAAAGGGAUUUUGAUUAAAAGCUCAUAUAAUGCGAAAAAGAAGAGGAAAAAAGCAAUUGAGACGAGUUAUGAAUGUACUUUACCAUCUCCAAAAUGUGGUAUAUGCUUUGAUUUAAUCCAAGAUUCUGAUAUUGUUAGAGGAAGUACCAAAUGCAAUCACACAUUUUGUUCCGAUUGUAUAUCUAAGCAUGUGGGUGACCAGUUAAAGGAAAAUAUAAUUAAAGUUUUUUGUCCAAAUUUGGGCUGUUUCAGGGAGGUGAAGCUGCAACAUUUGCAACACAUUUUGCCUAAAGAAGUCAUUAGUCGAUGGGAACAUAUGAUUCUUACAGUGUUUGGUGGAUUUAAAUGA